Messenger RNA from Rotaria sp. Silwood2, 1584 nucleotides. The record is from the annotation of a GenBank genome assembly. NCBI's taxonomy places the organism in Eukaryota, Metazoa, Rotifera, Eurotatoria, Philodinida, Philodinidae.
AUGUCUUAUCGUCGGUUAACACUUGAAGGUCUUCCCGACAAAAUUCAGCUUAUGAUUUUUAAAUAUCUGUCUCUUUACGACUGGUAUUAUUCAUUCUUUCUGCUUAAUCGUCGCUAUAAUCAUCUUAUUAAAUAUAUCACACCAGUCAAUAUCAAUACAAAAUGGUUAGAUCAUGAUAUUGAUCGAUUUGGUAUACUCAUAUCAGCGUAUUGGGUUUGGAAUAGUAGGUUUCUAUAUUUUCUGAUACCAAGACUUCAAGCAAUUCAAUCGAAUAUUAUUCAAUGGUUAUUCUUAGCACCAGAUUCUCUUGAGCAAACCAUAAAGCAACUUGAUAAACGUGUUGUUCAUAUUAUUAAGAAAUACAAAGUUCAAUCCAAUGCUCCUGAUUUUCUUGUUAGUAAACCAAAUUACUAUUUCUGUUCGAUAUCUGACGAUUUACCUUAUCUUGAAGAAUGGAUUAGAGAAAACUAUCCGACACAGUAUGAAGUUAUACGAAAUUCUGGCCCACGUUAUCACUUGCCAAAAAGAAUAAAUCAUCAUGAUGGAAAAUAUUUGGAGAUAAAACAAGCUCUAGCAGAAGUACAACGUCUAGAAAGAUUGAAGCGAAAGAAUAUGAUCUAUGAGUGUGCACAACAAAUAUGGGCUGAAUUGAGAGGAUUAAGCGAUGUGAAUUUAUUGGAUUUAGUUGUUGAAGAUAAAGCCUAUGAUUUUUUUCCAUUAACAAUUAAUCGUUGUCAACCAAUUCCAUCAAAUUUUACAUUGUGUUAUGGACUUGGUUAUACACAAAUGUAUUUACCAAAUUUACUUAAUCAUGAAAGUAUAACUGAAAUAUUAUAUGAAUUACCAUUAUGGGAAUCACUUCUUAAUUUGGAAUGUCAUUCAAAUGCUCGAUUAUUACUUUGUUCAAUUUUAGCACCAGUUUGUCUUCAACAAACACAUGAAAGAUCGACACUUGUUUCAUUUGAUAAUAAUCAAGAUUCGAUGAUUUCAAUGACAUAUGAAAAUAAAAAAUUUUUAUAUCCAUGUCGUACACUUUGUGAAUCAGUUAAACAAAAUUGUGAACCAAGAAUGAUAAAUCAAUUUGGUUAUAAAUGGCCAAACAUGAUUGCUUGUGAACAAUAUCCAGGAGAAACAGAUCUAUGUGUUUCGCAUUCAUCAUCAUCAACAACAACUAGUACAUUACCGUCAACAACAACAACAACAACAACAACUAUUAAAAAUUUGAAUUUAUGUUCAAUGUGUCAAUCACGAGCAAGUGUAAGUGAUUUACUUAAUGAUUAUUGUCGUUCAUCAAUUGUCGUUCGUACACGUCCGAUUAAAGUAUCAUCAAUAUCGGAAAAUAAUUUUAUAUUUGCAAAUAAAUAUAAAGUUCGAUAUUUUAAAAGAUUAGAUAAUAAACAAAUUAAAUUUGAUUUUUCAAUUAAAAAUUGUUCAUGUAUUAAAUUACAUUCGCCAACUAUUUUAUUUCUUUCAUCAAAUGGUGAAAUUAUUCGAUUUAUAUCAAUUAAACGAAAUCCACGAGUUUUUAAAAGAUUUCGAAAUACAAUUGUCUUACGAAAACCUCGUUGUCAACGUCGAUUAUAA